UACGUUUGCUGGUAGAACAGUGAGAGAGAGGUAACUGUUAAGUGGCUCUUACCUGACUUGGGCACUCUCCAGUCGACCGGGCUGCUCCGUCCGAGACGGAACCUCCCACCCCGUCGUCCCGUGAAAUCCAAUUUUUUAGUUUGUUGUUUAUUUUUUUUUUGUUUUUUUUGGGGGGGGAAGUUCUACUACUCCCAAGUGUUAAACUCGUUCAUCGUCUUGUGUUUGGUUUUGAAAAUUGGCCAAUUACAAAAGAUCGUGCAUCGAUUCGAUUUGCGUUUUUCACUUGAAUUUGAUUUUAACAAAACGCGGAUCUUGGCAAGGAAGAAAAAUUUCAAAUUGAACCCUGGUGAAUUUGAAAAAAAAAAAAAAAAAAGAAUCACGUGUUAUUUGGUUGGAGACUAUUUUUGUUACCUGCUCCGGUAGUUUGUGUCGUUGACUGCCGUGAGUUUCACUCAGUGCCGUGCCAGUAGCCGCAAAGACUGUAAAUCGCAAUCUAUUUGAUUCUUCUCUUUUUUUUUUUUUUUUUUGUUGGGGUCGUAAUCGAAAAAAAAAAAAAAUAAAAAUAAAAAUCCCGAGGCUACGACGACGAUCGACGCCGGCGACCAGGCCCCCCUUCUUCUUUUUUGUUGUUGUUGUUGUGACUGUCGUCUCAAUAAAAUUUAAAGAAAAGAAGAAGAAGAAAAUUGAGAAAAGAGAGAGAGAGAGAGAGAGAGACAAAACUACAAAAAAAAAGACUAUAAUAAUAAUAAAAAAGAAAGAAAUAAUAAUAAGAGAAGAAACAAAAGCGAAGGAAGAAAGAAAAAGAAAAAAAAAAUUUAAAACGGACGACACGGAGAAAGGGAUUCAGCUGCGGAAGUUUGUUUCUAUUACCGAUGCAGGAUAUCAUUCAAAUGUGCAGCAGCUUUGAUGCCAGCAAGUCGACCAAGGGGGCCAGCAAGCUGCGCCGUGACCUGAUCAACACAGAGAUAGGUCACUUGCGAGACCUGCUCCCCUUGCCGGCCUCUACACGCCAGCGCCUUUCCCAGCUGCAGCUCAUGGCCCUGGUGUGUGUCUAUGUCAGGAAAGCCAACUACUUCCAGCAAGUUUUCAAACGACACGACCUCGGUCAGAUGCCAACGCCCAGCAUCGGCUUCUCCAAGGCGAUGAACGGUUUCCUCAUGAUGAUGACACAAAACGGCAAGCUCCUCUACAUAUCCGACAACGCCGCCGAAUACCUCGGGCACUCCAUGGAGGACUUGCUGAUUCACGGCGACAGCGUGUACGAUAUUAUCGACAAGCAAGAUCAUCAGAACGUCCAGAACGAGCUGGGGCGACCGCCUGGAAGUAGCAGCGGCGGCAACGUCGUUGGUCCUCACGCCGUUGUCACGCCGGCCGACGAUGCCCGCAUCUUCCUUUGUCGCAUGAACGUUUCGCGCAACGCUCGACGGCAGAUGCGCUUCGGCGAUCAAAAGGUGAUUUUGGUAGAGGGUCACUUCGUGUCAUACCUUCCGCUGUGCACGCGGAACGAACCGGUGCUGAUCGCCACCUGCACACCGGUGGCCAUGCCGGAGACCCGCGAAUGCGUCGUCCAGGGAGCCACCAAUAUUUUCACCUCCGUUCACAACAUGGACAUGAAGUUCGCCUCCAUCGACGCCAGUGGCGAGUUCUACCUGGGCUAUUCACGGCAAGAGCUGCUCGACGUGUCAUGGUACCAGCUACUACACUGGGAUUUCAUGAGGGAAGCCCAGUCCAAGCACAGAUUAAUCACCCAAUCGGAGCAAGAUCGAUCCUGCAUUCUGCUCGUCCGGCUGCAGCGACGCAAUGGCACCUGGCUUUGGAUUCAUUGUGUUCUACAGGUUAAGGACGCAACUGAAGCUGGCCAACAGCCCGUCAUUAUCUGUACCAAUCAGGUUCUCAGCGAGAGAGAAGCGCAGGUGAUGCGAGCCAACAGCUGGCUUUAUCAUUUCUAUCUGGUCCAGACGAAGCUGCAGUACGGCAUGAAUUACGAGGGCCAGCCAGCGGCGCAGCAACAAGCCAGUACGUCCCGUUCGUCAGCUUCUGCCUCUUCGCCUGGCGGCGGUUAUGGAUACUCGCAUUUAAUGAACAAUCCGAGCCCCGUGCCGUCGUCUUGCAGCGCGUCCGGGGACACAUCCAACACUCCGCAGCCUGUCCAUUUUCAGCAGCAGCAGCAGCAGCAACAACAACAACAACAACAACAACAGCCACAACAUCUCGUUCCUCCGCCUCUAACGUCCCCCCUGUACGUCCCUCCGCCAGCUCCGCACCACCAUCACGCGCACAAUCAUUUGUACUCGUCGCCGGUGAUGGAUACGUAUCAGCAUUUUGCUUUGCAUCCGCAACAACAACAGCAACAGCAUCAACAUCACCAUCAUCAGCAUCACCAUCAACAGCAGCAGCAACAGCAUCACAUCCAUCCGCAAAGCGGAUCUUCCAAUACGACGUCUGGCAAUGCCAGCAACCCGCAUUUCGCGUUCGCUCCGUCGCCGAACGCGGGACAUCAUCAAAAUUAUUCGGCAGUUGGAGGGCCUUUCUCUCUCGGUCAAGACGCCAGUCCUUAUCAGUCCGGUCACCAGCAACUGCAGCACAACAUCAAAACGGAAGCGUAUCUUUCCGAUAUCGGUGACCGGCCGGAAUUGGGAGGCUAUCACAUCAAAAUUGAAGCUAAAUCCGACGAAUUCCAGCAGGCUUCCGCGAUGGAUUCGACCGCAAUGACAUCUGGCGUGUACGGGUCGAGCGCUGUCAAAGAGGAGCCUGUAGUUACUGAAUCGCCCGAAGAUGCGAUGAGCCCAGCAUCGUCUCCGCCUCGCAAACGGUACAGAUUGAUGGCCGCUACCUUGCCCAGUUCCACUCCGCCUUCCGCUUUCCCCCCUAACGGGAGCGGCAUCGGUGGGGAUCACCAGCAGUUGCAUCAGCAAACGCAUCCGCAACAGCAUCAACACCAGCAGAACGAUUGGCAUCGAAACCACCGCAACGACCACCAUCCGCAUUCCGGUUACGGCCAGUCCGUCUGGCCCAAUGCCGGAUGGAUCAACACGAGCUAUUCCGUCGGUUUGGCCCAGCUGGAAGAAGCGGGCUACGAUAGCCCCGACAUGGCGUACGAUCGCGAUAGCUCCUUCUCGCCGUUGGUCGGCAUCUCCAUCGGAAGGGCAUCGUCUCCUUUGUCCGCAUCCUCGCCAUCCAACCACGCCCAGCAUCGAAGACUGUUGCUCCGCCGCAAGCAACAGCCGGCCUCCGCCAUGGAUUCGACCGACUCUUUGCCGCACGGCCGCUACCAUUCGGCCGGGACUGUUCAACGCGUGUCGGAUGUCUCCAUGACGAUGCCUCCGGAAUUGUCGCCCCUCGGCUACGUCCUGACGCCGGCGCCUACACCGCCAGACGCCGAAGAAGCGCCUUCCGUUUCCUACCCUCAGAGUGGCAGCAUCGUCGAGAUGGAGCAGCGAGUGCCGGCCUCGUUGUCGUCGGAGCCGGAGGGGGCCAACAGCAGCAUGAGUUUCAUCAACGCCGCCAUUUUGAGUGGCGUUCAGAACGACCUGGUUGAGAACCAAGCGAUCCUGCUCGCUCCGGCCAACCGCCAUUACGUCUAUCAUGCGGCUCCGUCCAGUGCGGCGUCGGUGGCAUCGGCCGCGUCGGCCGCGCCACCCGUCGAAACGGCGUGUGAUCCCACCCGUCCUACACCGUCGGCCGAUUACCAUACGCCGGCCACGCCUACCAGUAUGGAUUAUCCUAAGCCUUAAUCUCGCUAAUCUCCUCUUGCGUCCAGCUCUUUGUCGACGUUGCCGUUGGAAGUAUUUUUUAUUUUUUAUUUUUUUUCUAAUUUUUAACUUUUAAGUGUUUUGCGUAUGGCAUAUUGCCAACUGAAUGGCAUUAACUUUAGUAGCAGGAUUUUUUGUUUUAAUAUCUUUUUUAAUUAUAAAGAAAUUCUUUUUUUUUUUUUUUAAAUUAUCCACAAUUUUUGUUGGCAGAAAAAGAUGAACGGACAUCCUCUUUUGCUUCAAAAUCUAUGUCUUAUCCGAAUAUUUUUGGUUUCCUUAAAUUUUUUUUAGCCGAUUCAAUCUUUAAUAUAGUGGUAUACGAUCGCCCCUCCCCCCUAAAUGGGCUCUAAUUGGUUCUAAACCAGCCAGCACUUAAAUAUCCUUUUUUUUAUUUCAAAGUUUUCCAUUUUUUUUUUGCUGCCCAAUUGUGUCUUUGUGAAGUGUUUUAAAAAGCGCUCCGUCCCCUAUUGUGAACGUGAAUUCCGACACGUGAUUGCCCACCAGUUAAAAAGAUCCUGAAACGAUACUCGCCGCCCGUUGACGCAAUCAUCGACAUUCCUUUCAUGUUUUCCUAAUUCAAAUUUAAGUAUGCAAAUGAUUU
Molecule: messenger RNA, 4353 nt
Organism: Daphnia carinata
Lineage: Eukaryota; Metazoa; Arthropoda; Branchiopoda; Diplostraca; Daphniidae
Product: PAS domain-containing protein cky-1-like
Exons: 11
Coding region: 873-3734 (953 amino acids)
Biological process (GO): regulation of transcription by RNA polymerase II
Molecular function (GO): protein dimerization activity; RNA polymerase II transcription regulatory region sequence-specific DNA binding; DNA-binding transcription factor activity, RNA polymerase II-specific
Source: RefSeq, a predicted model, not a curated record